AUGUCCUCCAAAUCCAACUCCAAGCCCAAAUCCAUCCUCAUCACGGGCGGAGCAAGCGGCAUAGGGCUUGCCAUAACCCGGUACUUUGCCGGUCAGCCGGAGGGACAUUCGAUCGCGAUCCUCGACGUCAACGCGGCGACGGGGGAGGCGGUUGCGGCUGCGCUUGCGGCCGAGUUCCCCCGCCGGACAACCAUUUCGUUUCAUGCGUGUGACGUCUCUUCAUGGGACGAGCAGGCGCGUGUGUUUGAGCGCGUCUAUCGUGAGCAUGGGAACGCCCUGGACGUGGUUGUGGCCAAUGCAGGCGUCUCGGAGCAAGGGGCUACUACCCUGGUGAAGCUGCAGUCCGAGUCUGGUGCUGGGAGUGGGGAGCGUGGGGAGGAGGGUCCGAGGAAGCCGAGUGUCAAGACGGUGGAGGUGAAUUUGUUGGGGGUGGUUUAUUCGGUCAACCUGGCGGUGCAUUACAUGGAUAAGAAACCCCACGUUCAAGACGGGACGUCGAGGGGCUCGAUCAUAUGCACCGCUUCCAACGCUGGUCUGUACCCGUUCCCCAUCGCGCCGCUGUAUGCGGCCUCCAAGUUUGGCGUGAUUGGGCUGGUGUGGUCCACGGCGAAGGUGAUUGAGAGGGCGGGAAUCCAGAUCAAUGCUCUGGCGCCUGCAGUUCUGGACACAAACAUCGCGCCGGACAAGGAUCUCUUCAAGCACAUGAUUGUCACGCCCAUGGAAACCUUGAUACGCGGCGUAGACCAGUUCCUCGCUGACCCGACCGUGUCUGGGGCGGUGGCAGAGGUUCAUGGAGAUAAGGUGACGAUUCGACCGCCACACGAAUUUGUGGACGAGGAUAGCAGACGGAACAUUGAGACGUUUUGGAAGUUGGGAUACGCAUGA
Messenger RNA from Canariomyces notabilis, 885 nucleotides. Its product is annotated as NAD(P)-binding protein. Gene Ontology annotation, cellular component: cytoplasm. Bases 1 to 885 code for a protein of 294 amino acids. The record is from RefSeq and is a predicted model, not a curated record. The transcript is spliced from 3 exons. NCBI's taxonomy places the organism in Eukaryota, Fungi, Ascomycota, Sordariomycetes, Sordariales, Chaetomiaceae. Gene Ontology annotation, molecular function: oxidoreductase activity, acting on the CH-OH group of donors, NAD or NADP as acceptor.